Gossypium arboreum is the source of this 1762-nucleotide messenger RNA. RefSeq names its product 54S ribosomal protein L17, mitochondrial-like. The transcript is spliced from 9 exons. The record is from RefSeq and is a predicted model, not a curated record. NCBI's taxonomy places the organism in Eukaryota, Viridiplantae, Streptophyta, Magnoliopsida, Malvales, Malvaceae. Gene Ontology annotation, cellular component: mitochondrial large ribosomal subunit. Bases 824 to 1504 code for a protein of 226 amino acids. Gene Ontology annotation, molecular function: structural constituent of ribosome.
GUAAGAAAAUAAUACCCACAUACUGGAAACGCGUUGAUUAGAAACUACAAGAUUUGGGCCGCUCCUGAACCUUCUAAAAUCUUGGUCUUUUCCCUUUCUAUCGUUUUAUUCACUUAAAUGAAGAUAAAUUAAAGGGUAAAUUUAAAAAUAAUUAUUUUUGUUUAAUUCAGAUUAUAUUUUAGUUAUUUAUAUUAUCAUAACGAGGUAAAAUAUAAUGUGAAGUAAAUAAAAAUGAACAAAAUCUUUCACUUCUCUGUCAAACUGAGCCUUCUGCAAAGCUAACCAAGAGAAGGAGCCUUCUCUUUUGUUUUGAAACCCUAGCCGCCGUGAGCUUUCAUCGCCAUCAAAUCGUCGUCAAGGGUUGUCUCCAACUGUCAACCCUUUUAAGUCGCCCCUCUAUUUCUCCUUUUUCAAAACCUUCGAUUCGAUUUGAUUUUGGAUUCAAGGCCCUUUCUGUUAAGUUCUUUUUCUCCAGUUCGUUUUUUUCAGGUCACCAAGUGCUCGACGAUAUUACUCAACGAACAAAACUAGAAGCUGAUCAUUUUACUCUCUUGAUCGGAUCACCAACUUUCUUCGGUGGGAUGCGAAAAUGCUAAAAAUACACAAUUAAAAGCUUGAAUAUUCAAGAUUUUUCUCGAGAUGGUUUAAUCUGUCAAUACUUUUGCAAAUUUUGAUAUGUCUCUAUACAAGUAAACAUCAAGACAAAAGAAGGUUUCUCUUUUGAGGAUGUCGACAGUGUUUGAAGGGGGGCUUCAAUUUGUCCUUUGAUUGACUUGGCCAUUCAUAUCGACGCAAGGUUUAAGCAGGCUUUUUCAAGUCGAGAAUGCACAGAUCGUUGGUUCGGCCAUUCAUGGGGGUGCGUGGGUUUUCCUCAACCUCCAAGAAAAUUGUGGCGUCGGUACUGUUCGAGAGAUUACCUGCCAUUAUUCCCAAAUUGGAUCCUGUGGUUUAUGCAUUUCAAGAGUUUUCCUUUCGAUGGAGGCAGCAGCAUCGACGCAAAUAUCCUGAUGAUUUCUUGGACAUGUCUAAAUCUAGGGGAAAAGGUGAUUACCAAAUUGACUACGUUCCAGCUCCAAGGAUCACUGAAGCUGACAAAAUGAAUGACAGAAAGUCAUUGCAGAGAGCACUUGAUACAAGAUUGUAUCUUCUUCUAUAUGGUAUCAGUAAUGCAGCUCCUUGCGGGAAACCUGUGUGGCAUUUUCCAGAAAAAGUUUAUGAUUCAGAGGAGACGUUGCGCAAGUGUGCAGAGUCUGCCUUAGCAUUCGUACUCGGAGACCUCUCUCACACUUAUUUUGUCGGAAAUGCUCCCAUGGGGCACAUGGUUAUACAGCAGAUGGAGAAUGUGCCUGAACCAUUUAAGCGAUUUUUUUUCAAGUCUCAAGUGAUUGAUACCAACAAGUUCAAUAUCCAGAAGUGCGAGGAUUUCGUUUGGGUGACCAAAGAUGAACUCUUGGAGUAUUUUCCUGAACAAGCUGAAUUUUUUAAGAAGUUGAUUAUCAGCUGAUGGCAAACUGCUUCAUUCAGUUUCCAAGCCAUACAGGUCUUUCAUAUAACCCAAAUUUGUGGUUUACUUGUAACUUUGCAGUAGUGUCCAAGACUAGAAAACCAAACAUCCGAACGUGACUCAAUUAGGCAAAAAUAACGAAAAGUCCAUUGGCUAAGGAUGGAUUGAAUUGUCCAAUACUUUUUCUUAUGUUGGCGACUAUUGAUGCAUGGUCUUGUUUUAUUUUAUUACAUAUUCCUCUCAUAUCUACUGCAAUAA